AUGGACCAUUAUCCUUCCCCCUCGACGCUGCCCCCCCAAUCGCCCCCGGCCGGGCAACCUAACGCGCUCUUCCGGCCCCGCCGAUCCGAUGACUGGCUGGAGUACCGCGAAACCAUCGAACAACUCUACCGCAGUGAUCAGCUUAAAUUACGAGAUGUGAAACGCAUCAUGGAGAGGGAAUAUAAAUUUGUCGCCUCAGAAAAGCAGUACAAAGAUCGACUUGCUGCAUGGAAUGUCCGAAAGAAUAUUAAAGCGGCCGAAGUACAAGUCAUGAUUCGCAAAAAGCAAAAGCGUGCCGCCCGAGGCAAGCAAACCGCCUUUCGGAGAGCCGGGCAAGAUGUCGACCCUAAAAAGUUCACUCGCUUCGUUCGUCGCUAUGGAACGCAGUGGGUGAAGAAUCGGGAUAAAGAUGCCGAAUUACAGAGUCCUGAACCGACAACAGAAACCCCGUCUGAUAUGUCAUGCUAUACCCCCGAACGAGAGGAGGAAUCCGCGACUCCCAUCUCACCACUAGAAGUGCAAUCUCCAACGAGGGAAACCCCUCCUUACCCAUUAAACUAUGAUCCUAACAACUUGGCCACCAUGCCCGACCUUGUCAUUGCCGGCGAUGACGACUCCUACGCAGUGAACAUGCAUUCGCAUUCGCACUCGCACUCCCAGCAUUCACACUCACAUUCCAACCCCCCUCGCCGGCCAUAUCACCCGUCAGAACUGGCCCGGCCACAGACCCACCACCCCUCCGUCCACUCCAUGCUCCACCCACCAUCCGGACGCACUUUGAACCCCAUCCAUCCCGUCCACACGCCUGUAACAGCUAUCCCGCCAAUCUCAAUCCCGUCAUCAACUUCAUCCUCUGUCCCUGCUUCUACCGCUACACCCGCACCUGUUCCGGCCAUCUUCCCUUCUCAACCUCAGCUUUCGCAUCGGGACGACAUGGAUGCACCGGGCGAGGUCGUUUCUAAUUUCCAGGGCUGGACUCCGUUGGAUAUAUUCCAGAGUCGCCUGGAAGGACUGCAGUAUGAAUUGGAUCGAUCCAUGUCCAAGUGGUCUCGGGAACAGGAUCCUAACCAUGAGAUCUCUGGUCACCACGAGGGCCUGGGACAGUGA
This is a messenger RNA of Penicillium longicatenatum, 1107 nucleotides long. Its product is annotated as Clr5 domain-containing protein. Bases 1 to 1107 code for a protein of 368 amino acids. The transcript is spliced from 4 exons. Lineage: Eukaryota; Fungi; Ascomycota; Eurotiomycetes; Eurotiales; Aspergillaceae. The record is from RefSeq and is a predicted model, not a curated record.